AGCACACAACCACCGAUACGACCACCACGACCACGACGACAAAAAACGAUAACGACCUUCUGAUCCAUACGCCAACAACUUUUGCAACUUUGACGAACAAACGGACGAGGAUCAAACAUAUACCAUCCGAGAAGCGACAACACACAUCGAUAAAGAAGAACAGCACACAAAAAGAAAAAUGACAGUGUCACAUGCCAUCCUCGUACCGACCAGUCCCAAAGCACAACCAGUCCCAGUCUCGCUGUCGCCACCUGCAUCUCUCCCCAGCUCUCCUCGGAACGCCUCAGCUCCCGCUCCCUCCACACUCACCUCACACUUUGUCCAGGCACUGCACGACUACUUGCCCACAAACGCUCCUGCCGACGAGGCCGUGUCCUGUCUGUUUUUUCGGAAGGGCGCCAUCAUUGAAGUUUUCAAUCGCGACAGCUCCGGCUGGUGGGAUGGGUUGUCAGGCGGUGUGCGUGGGUGGUUCCCUAGCAACUACGUUGGCAGGAUAGGAGAAGCUGUCAGACACAGCGCUGACUUUGAGGACGAGGAGUCGCAACAGCAAUGGGAGGCAUGGCGGAAACAUGCCACGCCCGCAGUGGAGGAAGACCAGGAAAUCGUAUCGAUGGAAGAGACACCAGAAACAUCUACUGCAACUGCAGAAACAACAACAACAACAACAACAGAACCGUCAACAAAAACAAUAACAACCAAACAAAGCCGAGUCGAAUUAGCGCGGGCUCUACUGAAUGAGGACAGACGAAAAAGCAAUUCCUCCACAACAACUACAUCUACCACACCGACUGCGCCCUUACCAGGAAAAGAAGAUCACCCUGACGAUCAUCCAACCAAAAUACUUGCUGUUCCUAGUUGGGAAAUCCUCAUGGAGGAUGUCUCUCAUCGCAUGUCUGAGCUCGUUGAAGCGUGUGCAACCUCGAACAACACCCAGCUGGCUACCUUCCAGGUCGUCUCUUCGAUCCGUGCCGUCCUCACUGCCGCAAACACCGUCAGUAACGACUCGCCCAUCCUAAAGUCACAUCCCGAACUCGCUAAGCAAAGAAAAAUCAUCCUGAGCGCACUGAGUAAAUUGGUCCUGAAAGGGAAAAACUUACAGAAUGCAGAAUACCCGCAACCACCCGAUGAGCAGGUGCCAGCACUAGCAAACCAGCUUUUGGCCGAGAUGAGCACUUUUGAAGAAAUCCUAAAGACGGUGCCCGAGUCCAUAACAUCUGGUGAUGAUCAAACACGAUUUGGCACUCCCAACGGUAGUCACCAUUCGAUCUCGCCGCGCUCGUCUCUGGUUUCGGUCGAGUCAAAUGGUACAACAGCAAGCAGCACACUACGACAACAAUUGGUCGACGCUCGACUUUCUAGCGCCUCAUUGAUCGCCAAAGCAGUUCCCUUAUCCGAUGCACAGCACAUUCUGCAAACAUUGCUAGAGCAUCAAGCUUCCAUCGAUGAGCUGAUGACGAGUUUACUCACGACAAUCGAAAAGUUCUUAGCCAACAGACAGCGUGCAACAGAAAUGCUCGAGACUACACGAAAAGCAGUUGAAGCAAUACGCAACUUUCUUGCCGUCGUCGAGCAUGUGUGCUCGAAUGUGGGCGAUAUUGACUACAAACACUACUCUGUCAUUCCAGAAGAUCCGCAUCUGGUAGCGCUGGUAUUGGCCAAAGAAUCUGUAUACAGCGCCAUCACCAAUCUUGUCACAUCUGUUCGAGCACUGGCAGGACCCAAGGACCGACAGGAAGACAAAGACUAUGCUCAAUUGAGGGAGAGUUGUGAAAAUGUGGUCCGUACGACAAAUGAUAGUGCAGCACGUGUACGUAUCUGCUUGCAGGUAGACGUUUGUGCUGGCAGCGAUAACAACAACAACUAUACAAUUGCUUCUGACGGCAGUAGUAAUGAUGUCGACGAUGUCAACGAAAUGCGCGAGCGGUUAGAAAGUUCAGUCGAUGCACGACGUAACCAGACAUUGAGCAUCCUUGGCCGCAAAGUGACAAGUCUCAAUGUCUUGCAGCAUCAGUAUUCCGAUACAAUGCCGACAACAACAGCAAUCGAUCCUACUCCCAAUAAUGGCAGCAGCACGAGCCUCGAGAAGGUCGACGAGCACCAAGUUGAGCAUCUAAUCACUGCGCAAGGAAUACCAAGUCAGCAACAACAAAACAACAACAACAACAGUAAUAGCACACCCCCCGUACCACCGACAGAAGUGGUUCGACGAUCGAGAGCAAUGUCAAAAACAGGUCGCAACAGUAAAGCAGUGCGUGCCGACACAGUGCGUCGAUCAAACCAAGUUGUCCCACCACGAGGAUCAUCAGCAAGCUCGAUUCGCACGAGCGGUGCAUCGUCCCAGUUGCGACAGUCGGCCGAAUCGAUCAAUAAUUUCACACCAAUGACAACACCGGAGACCAUGAGUCCUGUAAAUGAAUUUGGUGGUAAUGGAUAUCCAGCCAUGCCUCCACCCAUUUAUCAACAACAACAACAACAACAACAACAACAACAACAGCAAGUAAGCAGCAACACAACAACAUCGCCUUUCAUGUCGAUUCCACCGCCACCGCCACCCAAAGGUCCCGGCAAGCCGCAGCCAGAGCUAAAGAUCUUGAGCUCGAAAUCAACGCCCACGGCUGAUCAGUCAGGCCGUACGCGACGGCCGCGUGAAAUGAGCAUAUCCGCGUUCAGGAUGUCGCUCAAGAACCGUAAUGAUGACCACCAACGGAACUCGUCGGCAUCUACUGAAACAUUGGUUGAGCAACAGCCACGGAUACGACGGACAUCGUCUUACAUGUCCAUGUCGGAGCGACGAGAUAGCGUACAGCCUCAAGAACAUGCUGCCACUCCGCAUGAGGACGAGCCAUGGUUCUUGAAGCAACGUGUUUUCUCCGAAGACGAAAUGAUGUUCAACAGCGAAGGUCAAGUGACCGGUGCUAGCAUUGAAGCUUUGGUUGAGAAAUUGACACAGCAUGAAAAGUCACCUGAAUUGAUGUUUACGCGUUCCUUUUUUUACAACUUUCGUCUUUUUACCACGCCCAUCAAGUUUUUGGAACUGUUGAUCAAACGGUUUGAGCUACAACCACCAAGCGAUGCACCCUUGAACGCCGACGAGCUGGCCAUGUGGACCAAUCGAGUGCUCUUGCCUGUUCGUUUGCGUGUGUUCAACGUGAUCAAGACGUGGCUUGAAACGUACUUUUGCUACGAGCCCGACGCAUGCACCGAGCACAUCUUGGUUGAAUUCACAGCUGGACCCAUGAUGCAAGCCAUGGCAGGUCCAUCCAAACGCAUGUUGGAGUUGAUCCGCAAGAGGUUUACAUCGAAAGGCAUGAUGACCCAGGGCCGCAAAUUGUCGUACACCAGCGAACCGCGACCCACGCUACACAAACAACCCUCAGGGUCGCACAUCUCCUUGUCAGCAGGCACAUCCUUAUUUUCAACUUUGGCACUUUUUGAAGAUCAUCACCAUUCCGAGCCUGCCGCAGUACCACCACCCAACAUUACCCGGUCGCUGCGCAACACCUUGCGUAAAGCCAUGAGCCAGGGUGUCCUUUCGAGCGUCCACAUUAACGAGUUCGAUACGCUAGAGCUGGCACGCCAACUGACCUUGAUGGAAAGCUCGCUGUUUUGCCAGAUCCAGCCCAACGAGAUGAUUGGCCAAGAGUUUAAAAAGAAGGUCGGUAGCAGCACUGCCAUCCAUGUCAAGGCCAUGAUCCAGCGGAGUACACAGAUCACGAGCUGGGUAUCCGACACCAUCCUGCAUGAAUCCGAUGCAAAGAAGCGAGCUCAGAUGAUCAAACUAUGGAUCAAAGUUGGCGAUCACUGCUUACAAUUACAAAACUACAACACAUUAAUGGCCAUUCGAUCAGCACUGGAUUCCACGAGUGUCGCACGUCUCAAGCGAACAUGGGAACACGUCUCGAACAAAUACAAGGCCAUGUACGAUCCGAUUUACCGGGCAACCGACUCACAGCGCAAUUUUGCAGAAUAUCGACGACGAUUGAAAAGUGCCAUUGCUCCGUGCUUGCCAUUCCUCGGUGUAUAUCUCACAGACAUGACGUUCAUUGACGACGGCAAUUCGAAUCAUCGCACUUCAGUCAACGGCUCACAGCUGAUCAAUUUCGACAAAUACAUCAAAACGGUACAAAAGGACGAUCAGGUGUUUUAUACUCGAAGUUUACAGCUGGAGCCACGCGAAGAAGAGUUUGACAUUAAAAGCUUCAUUUCGAACCUUGCUUAAAAAAAACCUGCUACUACUUUUUGCUGUGUAUAUACACUGUCGUCAUUGUCAUUUUCCAUCAUCGUCACCCUUUUGCAAGACCAUACCAUCAUCAUCACCCAAAAAAAUCCUCCUUCUUCUUUUCUUCUCCUCCUUCGUUUUUUACUUUGUCAAGCCUCCUUUCACAGAAAAAGAGACACACAAUCUUAUCUUCCCUUCACACCUACCACCAUAUAACGUCUCCCCACCCCCAAAACCUUCUUGACUUGUUCUGCAUAUCUUUUUUAUCCCGCUGCUCUCCUAAAAAAAAGUCCAGCCCCUUUCUACUUCGCUAUUCACCUAUUUUCUACAUACCUAGUUGUUGUUUUUUUUUCUUUCCCUUCUUUCGUCCUGUUUUUCCAAACUAAUAUGUACUGAUAAUACCCAUUAAUUAAAAAUCAAACAAAAAUGCAGUCAAUGGUUUUGUUUGCAUUGUUCAAAU
Zychaea mexicana is the source of this 4679-nucleotide messenger RNA. RefSeq names its product ras guanine nucleotide exchange factor domain-containing protein. NCBI's taxonomy places the organism in Eukaryota, Fungi, Mucoromycota, Mucoromycetes, Mucorales, Lichtheimiaceae. Bases 179 to 4219 code for a protein of 1346 amino acids. Gene Ontology annotation, molecular function: guanyl-nucleotide exchange factor activity; protein binding. Gene Ontology annotation, biological process: positive regulation of GTPase activity; Ras protein signal transduction. The record is from RefSeq and is a predicted model, not a curated record. Gene Ontology annotation, cellular component: plasma membrane. The transcript has 7 exons.